Messenger RNA from Dermacentor silvarum, 1475 nucleotides. RefSeq lists its product as uncharacterized. Gene Ontology annotation, molecular function: prenyltransferase activity. Gene Ontology annotation, cellular component: transferase complex; mitochondrion. NCBI's taxonomy places the organism in Eukaryota, Metazoa, Arthropoda, Arachnida, Ixodida, Ixodidae. The transcript has 6 exons. Gene Ontology annotation, biological process: isoprenoid biosynthetic process; ubiquinone biosynthetic process. The record is from RefSeq and is a predicted model, not a curated record. Bases 159 to 1301 code for a protein of 380 amino acids.
CAGAGAGAGUCAAAGGAAGAGAGAAAACACUAUGAAGCACGUUCAGAGCGUACAGAGAAUUCAGAACUUCGUGGAGCAAAGGUGCCUUUCGUGUGACUGAGUGAUUAUCUAGCCAUCCUGAGUUUUACUUCUUUUUUUUUCUUCCUUCAAACACCUUAAUGCGGCUACGCAAAAUUAUUCGAGCAGCCAUAACGGUUGCUUUCGGCAGAGUGGGCGUCACGAGACGCGCGGAAGCUGCGCCCCCGUGUCCCGGUAGUUACGCGUUUCUCACCGACAGCAGGCAGAUCGUUGAGGCGUUCAGCAAGGCCAAUCGGCUGCUUGGACGAGAUGAGAACGCUUUUCUCGAGGACCUGCUGGAGGUCAUCGAUGCGACCGAAGUCGACCUGUUCCAACGGGCCGUCACUUCGACAGGAACGCAAAGCGCGCUGGAAAGAAAGGUCAGGGAUCUCGUCUACGGGACUGCGUCUUGCUACCGAGAGGUUGGUACCCUGGCACACCUAUUCACCCGUAUUCGAAGGAAGGGUGUUUCGCCACUCGAGUACACCGAGUUCAACACGACCAACCAGAGGCGAUUGAUUGUCAUCGCUCAGAUGCAGCAGAUCGCGCAGGAGCUUCACGAUGACAUAGUGACCACCGCGCCGGAUGACCGCGCUGACGUGAAAGCGAUCCGCUCGGCGAAUAAGCUCAACACGCUGCUGAGCGAUGCAUUGUUAACUCUGGCUUUGAAGACUGUGACUGACACAGCUAACGUAAGGGUUCUGGAGCUGUUCUCACGAAGCCUGGAGCGCUUCUCGUCUUCGUACUUCGACGAUAAGGAGAAGGCAGAUGCUGCCGACAGUACACCGAUCAUGCAGCAGUGGUCCCGCUACCAAGUGCGCAACACGGAACCGCUGGCCAACGCGUUCGAGUGCUCGCUGCUCCUGGCAGGGGCCAACUCAGAGGAACUUUCUGCAGCAAGGCAGUGCGGCAACGACCUCGCCCUCGCUAUCCAGGCUAUAAAAGAGCUGGAUCUUUUCUUAAACCGCGAAUGUCAUGGUCCGCUUGGCGACCCGCGCUCGCUUCCUGCAAUAUUAGCGCAGGAAGCGUUUAACAAGGCUUCUGAAGUGCGUCGACAGUGCUGUGGUUCAAGCAGCGAGGCAGAGGCAGAAAAGAGUCAAAGAGAGCAGCGAGACAUCGUGGACGGAAUGAUCGGAGUGAUUCGAAGGCUGACGGACGGAGUGCUCGGCUACGUGGCCGACUGCGAGGCGUCCGAGGCAUCUGAAGCCUUGCGAGAUAUCGCCGCCGGCAUAAGGAACACGUGACUACGCCCACAUAGAUAUGACCUUACAAUCGCUCUCAGUAUUCAUGCGGAACGCACCGGCUCGCGAGUGACACGGCCCCUCGACUGAUAAGCCGCAGAGCGUGACGUCACGAGGAUGCGACGACGCUGCUGUCACUGUACGCGCAGACAAAAAAAAAAAAAAAAAAAAAAAAAG